AUGGAUAAUGACGAUCUGUUUGACGUCUUCGAUGAAAAGUCAGCCGAGCUGCCUAACUUGGAACAGGCUUCAACUGAAACUGAAAACAAUAAGGUUGUAAAUCCCAGUGCAAAUGACAUAGACGGCAAUGAGCAUAAGAAACGUCCUCUCGACCGUUCAGACGAUGAUGCAUCUAAUCCGGAAGCUGUUGAGGAGACUUUGCCAACGAGGGAAGUUGCCAAAAGGGCUAAGGGCGGUAAAAAAUUACUGGAUAAGAAGAAAAAGUCUGACGUUAUUCCUGUUGUGGCAGACUCCUUUGAGCAAGAAGCGUCUCGUGAAGUCAAAGCUUCUAAUGGAUUAAGUGCUGAUGAUGCAGCCCAGAUCGAGGAGGACGGAAAAGUCAAGCUUUCGCAUCAAGUGAGACAUCAAGUUGCGCUUCCUCCUCACUACAAUUAUUUACCAAUUGGUGAGCAUAAACGUCAGAACGAAGCAAGGACAUACCCCUUCACUUUGGAUCCUUUUCAGGACACUGCCAUUUCUUGCAUAGAUAGAGGAGAAUCUGUUUUGGUCUCGGCGCAUACUUCCGCUGGUAAAACAGUGGUGGCAGAAUAUGCAAUUGCACAGUCAAUGAGAGAAAAACAGAGAGUCAUUUACACUUCUCCGAUCAAAGCUUUAUCAAAUCAAAAGUACAGAGAACUGCUGGCUGAUUUUGGCGAUGUUGGUCUUAUGACUGGUGAUAUCACUAUUAAUCCUGAUGCUGGGUGUUUAGUCAUGACCACCGAAAUCUUAAGAAGUAUGCUUUACAGAGGUAGCGAAGUUAUGAGAGAAGUAGCUUGGGUUGUGUUCGAUGAAGUGCACUAUAUGAGAGACAAAGAGCGGGGUGUGGUUUGGGAAGAAACUAUUAUCUUGCUACCGGAUAAGGUCAGAUACGUCUUCUUGUCCGCAACAAUUCCGAACGCAAUGGAGUUCGCAGAGUGGAUUUGUAAAAUACACUCUCAACCUUGUCACAUUGUUUACACCGAUUUUCGUCCGACGCCAUUACAACAUUAUUUGUUUCCGGCUCAUGGUGAUGGUAUUCAUCUGGUUGUGGACGAGAAGAGCACUUUUAGGGAGGAAAAUUUUCAGAAGGCGAUGGCGUCCAUCAGCAACCAAAUAGGUGACAGCUCGGGCUCCUCUAAUUCAAGGGGGAAGAAGGGCCAAACUUUCAAAGGAGGUGCGUCAAAAGGUGACUCCAAAGGUGACAUUUAUAAGAUCGUCAGAAUGAUUUGGAAGAAAAAAUACAAUCCUGUUAUUGUGUUUUCUUUCAGCAAAAGAGAUUGUGAAGAGCUAGCUUUGAAAAUGUCCAAACUUGAUUUCAACUCAGAGGAUGAGAAAGAAGCCCUUACAAAAAUCUUUACUAAUGCCAUUGAUUUACUUCCGGAAGUUGACCGAGAAUUACCCCAAAUCAAACAUAUUUUGCCACUUUUAAGAAGAGGUAUUGGUAUUCAUCACUCUGGGCUGCUUCCGAUUUUGAAAGAGGUGAUCGAAAUUUUGUUUCAAGAAGGGUUUCUAAAAGUAUUAUUUGCAACAGAAACAUUUUCUAUUGGGCUAAAUAUGCCUGCAAAGACUGUUGUAUUUACCAGUGUUAGAAAGUGGGACGGGAAACAAUUUCGCUGGGUCUCUGGGGGAGAAUACAUUCAGAUGUCAGGACGUGCCGGUCGUCGUGGUUUAGACGACCGUGGUAUAGUUAUCAUGAUGAUUGAUGAGAAAAUGGAGCCUCAAGUAGCCAAAGGCAUGGUGAAAGGCCAGGCAGAUAGGCUGGAUUCUGCAUUUCACCUGGGAUACAACAUGAUUUUGAAUCUAAUGAGAGUAGAAGGAAUUUCUCCCGAGUUUAUGUUGGAACAUUCUUUCUUUCAGUUUCAGAAUGUCACAUCUGUUCCGAUUAUGGAGAAGAAGCUAAACGAGUUGACACAAAAAUCUGAACUAAUUGUUAUAGAAGACGAACAAAAUAUCAAGGACUAUUACGAAAUUCAAAAGACCUUGGAUGGAUACGCUAAUGAUAUUUGCCAUAUUCUUACACACCCCGCCAACAUUUUGAGCUUUCUUCAGCCCGGAAGACUCUUAGAGGUGAACGUCGGCGGCAAAUAUGACUACGGAUGGGCGGCAGUGGUUGACUUCGCCAAGCGUACUAAUAAACGUGAUCCCUCCGCCACUUACACCGAUCAUGAAUCAUAUAUCGUCAAUGUUGUUGUCAAUACGAUGUACGCUGAUGCCCCAGUAAACCUAAUAAAGCCAUUUAACCCAAGCUUUCCAGAGGGCAUUAGGCCUGCUAGAGCCGGCGAAAAAUCAAUAUCUGCCAUUCUUCCCAUCACAUUAGCUUCGAUUAGAAAUGUGGGAAACUUGAGACUCUACAUGCCAAACGAUAUUCGCGCAAGUAGCCAACGGGACGUCGUGGGCAAGUCUUUAAAAGAAGUAAAAAGAAGGUUCCCGGAAGCCGUACCACUUAUUGAUCCUGUGAAAAACAUGAAAAUUGAAGACGAAGAGUUUAAGAAACUAUUGCAAAAGAGCGAAGUCUUGAAGUCUAAGCAGGCCUCAAAUCCAUUAGCUGGCUCGGUCAAACUUGACGACCUUUACAGCAAAUACAGCGAAAAGGUUACCGUGAACAACGAAAUAAAGCAAUUGACAAGGCAAAUCAACGAAGCUCAAGCUGUAAUUCAGCUAGAUGACCUACGCCGUCGUAAAAGAGUUCUUCGUCGCCUUGCUUUCUCCACGCAGAAUGAUGUUAUAGAACUAAAAGGAAGAGUCGCUUGCGAAAUUUCCAGUGGUGAUGAGUUGCUCCUUACAGAACUUAUUUUUAAUGGUAAUUUUAACGACUUGACCCCUGAGCAAUGCGCUGCUUUACUGUCCUGUUUCGCGUUCCAAGAACGGUGCAAAGAAGCUCCAAGACUAAAACCAGAAUUAGCAGAACCUCUGAAGAAUAUGAGAGAAGUAGCUGCAAAAAUUGCAAAAAUAGUGAAAGACUCAAAGAUUGAGAUUGUCGAGAAGGAUUACGUUGAAAGCUUUAGACAUGAACUCAUGGAGGUAGUUUUCGAAUGGUGUAAGGGUGCAACCUUCACUCAAAUUUGUAAAAUGACGGAUGUUUAUGAAGGUUCAUUGAUAAGAAUGUUCAAACGCUUAGAAGAACUCAUAAAAGAACUUGUAGACGUUGCAAAUACUAUUGGUAACGCAAUGCUCAGGGAAAAAAUGGAGGCCGCCUCGAAAUUAAUCCAUAGAGAUAUCGUGUCUGCUGGUUCGUUGUACUUAUGA
Lachancea nothofagi CBS 11611 is the source of this 3264-nucleotide messenger RNA. The record is from the annotation of a GenBank genome assembly. Lineage: Eukaryota; Fungi; Ascomycota; Saccharomycetes; Saccharomycetales; Saccharomycetaceae.